CAAAGCUGUAUCUCGAAGAAGCUAAACCAGAGAGAGAGAAAGAGAGAGAGAGCUCAUCACAAAAGUGUGAUGAAGAAGAUGCUGAAACUCAGCAAUGGAGUCUCAGUCCAAAUGACACUGUCACUUUCUCUCUCUACAAUCCUCCUCCUCAUGAUGUGUGGCGGCGUUCGAGCUUGGACUGGUGAAAUCCAUGGCAGAGUCGUUUGUGACGUCUGUGGGGACUCUUCUAUUGGCCCUGAAGAUCACGCUUUAGAAGGUGCUGAGGUGGCUGUUCUUUGCAUAACAAAAUCUGGCGAAGUUCUAAAUUAUCAGGCAUUCACAAACUCUAAAGGGAUCUACACAGUGGCGGAGACGAUGCCAGAAAGUGACCGUUGGGAUGCAUGCCUGGCAAGACCUAUCAGCAGCUUCCACGAACACUGCGUUCAUCUGGGAGACGGCAAUUCCGGUGUGAAGUUUGGUUACAAUCACCCAUCGGGUUAUUCUCACACCGUUCGACCUUUUGUCUAUCAGCCAGCCGAUGUUCCAACUUACUGUCUUUAAAUGUUAUGCCUUUGCUAUAUAGUACUUAUAUCUGAAACAUGUGUGAAGAUGAAAUACAAAUUAGGUCAUAUUUAUUGUAAGUUUGUGCUUGUUUGGCUACCAACAAAAUGUCUUUGUACAUAUUUUGGCUUGACCUAUAGGUCUGUGCUAUGACUUCAUAGUUUCAUUGUCAAAAUUUGCAAACCUAUACUUAGUGGAGACUAGUUUAUGAAGAAUAAAUGGCUAUGAUUGUUGCAAGUUCAA
This is a messenger RNA of Camellia sinensis, 783 nucleotides long. Lineage: Eukaryota; Viridiplantae; Streptophyta; Magnoliopsida; Ericales; Theaceae. The record is from RefSeq and is a predicted model, not a curated record.